AUGAUAACGGGCAUCCACCACGUCAACCUCGUCGUGCCCCCAGGCACGUUGGCACAGGCGAACGAGUUCUACGGCGGCACCCUCGGCCUAACACCGCGCGCGGUGCCCCAGCUCCAACGCGAGACGCUGGCGUGGUUCGAUAUUGGGAGCUCAGGGCAGCAGGUCCACAUCGCGUUCGGCAAGGCUGAGGACUUUGCGUGGGCGUCGUCGCGGCAUCCGUGUUUCAAGGUCGGCGGGCAGGAGGAGCUACAAGCACUGCAGGAAAGGGUGUGGGGGCAUUUCGAGAAGGGUGGCGAGAGUGCGCCGAAAGCGGCGGACAAGCCUGGCGAGAAGAAUAGUGGCGCUGAGGGCGUCGAGUAUCCGACGCGGUUCUUUGCGCGGGACUAUGCGGGAAACAGACUGGAGUUUACGUUGUGA
Messenger RNA from Paraphaeosphaeria sporulosa, 417 nucleotides. RefSeq lists its product as uncharacterized. Bases 1 to 417 code for a protein of 138 amino acids. NCBI's taxonomy places the organism in Eukaryota, Fungi, Ascomycota, Dothideomycetes, Pleosporales, Didymosphaeriaceae. The transcript is spliced from 4 exons. The record is from RefSeq and is a predicted model, not a curated record.